AUGAAACUGUCACUGCUCAUCAUCGGCAUCCUUGUGCCAGUGAUACUGGCUCAGGUAGAUGUCGAUAACAACGACAAAAGAAGGUGCAGCGGUUGUAGAGACUGCUGCAACAAUAAUGGGUGUGUAUCUGGUGAUAUGCAUGUGGAGGAACAAAGCAAAGGAAUCAUCCGCGUAUCACAGCUAUCCAAUGGAGACUUCAUCCGAGGAAUUUCCGGAGCUGAUCGUGAGCCUGGUUGGUGCAGAGUUGAAGCCGUUUAUCCCUCUUCAUACGAAAGCGUAACUAUAUAUGACGGUUUCACACCAAACCACAUGGUGGUGGAUGAUGACUUAGUACACCAAUUUGGAAAGAAGGGUAACAUGUCGGAAAACAUACCUUUUAAGCUGGCCACAGAGUGCGAUGCAGCCUUGAAUUACGCUGGCCAGGCGUUUACACCCAUUAGCACCGCAUUUUGUCCUCAUGAUCUGGGAUGGAGCGAGUACUUGACACUGAUGGCCGCUAUUCGACGCGUCACAGAUCGCACUGGGUUUUUCUGGUAUUUCAGCGAUGCCUUCCAUGACAACAGCACAGCCCAUAUUCCAAAGUGGAUGGAUACGCUGCAUGAAAUGUGCUUGGAGCUCUUGAGCUGCGCCCGCGAUGGAAAAUGCCAGCAGUUUGAGAACGUGAUGGCCGAGUUCGUUCGAGAACACGUGAAUAAGAGGUACGUGGGCAUCGUUGAAGUCGUGUUUCCCAACAUGGGCGGUGAUGUGAGCAAAGAGGAAGCUGGUACUAUCACUGAGACUGUUCGACCUAAGGGAAUGAGAAGCAUUAUGCUCAUGUCUGCUGUCGGCAGCGCCAUUGUUGGGUUCUUGCUUGUCGUGCUUAUCGCAGCCAUACUGUACAGGAAAAAACACCGCCCAGGAAACAAGAAAUUGCAGGUUUUGCAAGCCAACCACCCUUGCGUUGACUAUGGAAAGGCUUAACUAGUUAACUUGAUGUUUGACUCAUGAUGUGAUAUUAGUUUAACAGUGUUAGUGUUUUAGUUCCAGUCAAACAGUUUUUGAAAUUUUUAGCUCAUAAUCGUGGCAAUUGUAUCGAAUUUAUGCAUUUCCCUGCACAGUGUUUAGUUUUGUUAUUUAUACUGAGCGUGUGUGUGAAUGAUUUUUCAUUAGCUAUAGGUCUUAUAGGGGUGGAUUCUUUCGCUUUUCUAGUUCAGGCUAGUCUGGUUAACGUGAUGAAUGAUACUUUCCAAAAUACCUUGACACAAGCGGUUUAAGUGUUGUCAGGUGCAUAUCAAUUAUAUAAGAUCUUGUACUGUUUACAUUUCAGAAAGGAUA
Pocillopora verrucosa is the source of this 1314-nucleotide messenger RNA. RefSeq lists its product as uncharacterized. The record is from RefSeq and is a predicted model, not a curated record. NCBI's taxonomy places the organism in Eukaryota, Metazoa, Cnidaria, Anthozoa, Scleractinia, Pocilloporidae.